Molecule: messenger RNA, 225 nt
Organism: Pieris macdunnoughi
Lineage: Eukaryota; Metazoa; Arthropoda; Insecta; Lepidoptera; Pieridae
Source: the annotation of a GenBank genome assembly
AUGAACAAAGUGGUGGUUGGUGGUGGUACUUACCGUGCGAUUAGACAAGUCCCCAACGGAGUCGUGGCGAUGAUCAAGGCUGCCGAGGCUGCAGCAGGAUGUGGAAGACGAGAGGCUGACGGAGUCUGCGCGCGCGCGGUGCGUUUAAACAAAAGCAAGAUGAGAAGUACAGAAAUAAGAGAUAAAACAAAAGUUAUUGAUGCAAAUAAUCUGAUAGAAAUAUGA